AUGAGAUGGAUUUUUCUGAUUUUUACUACCUUAGGUUCAUUUCUACCCAGUCAUGUAUUCACCAAACAUAAACCACUCUAUUCUUAUGAUAAUUCUAUGCUUGUUCUUCUUCAUCCGUUUGAUCCAAAUCUCCUCAAGUCCUUAGAUGCUUUAGCUGAUUAUUCUCGGAUAUCAGUGUACGAGAUGCUUAUGUAUUUAGAUCAGAAGAAGUUAAAAGACAAUCCACUGUAUAACAACUCUGCAUGCGUUGUCGACGUGACAUCGAUUGUUUAUGGAAUCAUCCGAUCAAACGAAGAGGCAGUGAAGUGGUUGGAUGCUGCAGGCAAGAUUGUUCCUGGUGUUUCUGGUGGUGGUAUCAACUGGUUGGGAAGCAUGGAAUUGUGUCGAAAUAUCACAGAUUUUAGCUACAGUUUAUCCCAACAUGUCCGAGGAAAGUAUUGUUCCACAUACGUGAAACUUCCUUCAGCGGGAGAUCUUCCUGAGAAGAUGUCAUUCGAACUAAAUUAUGGAGUGUGCAUCCCUCACACUUGUACGAAGGAUGAUUUGAUUUGGCUUCUAGAUAUGGUGUUUUCCAAGGUAAAUUUAUCCAUAGAUAGGUCCACAAGCUUCUGUCAUGCGAAUUUUGGAGAACUACCUAAAGAUAGUUGGUUUUGGGUAGCAAUGUCUGUAUUAGUUAUCAUGAUCUCUCUUCUAAUAAGCGGAACUGUUGUAGAUUUAGUUCUGUGGUGUAGCUUAAAUUAUCGUAUUUGUGAACUUUCGUAUGACAGAUUGAUAAAUGUCAGUAUGCCAGCAGAAGCAUCUACUUCCAGUAGAGCUAUUACUAAUUGUGGAGAGACCACUGAGGAGGAAAAUAUGCUGGAACAGACUACAUCUAACCACCUUAGCACACAUAGGCUAUCAUAUCUUGAACAUCGAUCAAAUAUUUUGUCAAAUAUAAAUCCAUGUAUUAAAUACAUUGCAACUUAUUCUGUUCCCUAUAAUACGUGGCAUCUUUGGAACUCCAAACAAAAUCGAGUUCUAAAUACAUCAGGUCAGCGCUGUAGUCAUCCGUUAAUGUGCUUGGAUGGGAUUCGAUUUUUAACCAUGAAUUGGAUAAUUUAUGGACAUUGUAUAGCAUUCAGCAUGUUUGUUGCAAACAACAUGCUACUUUUCUCACAAAUUCACCAGCCAAAAUGGAGCUAUCAAGUAAUAAUUAGUGCAACUCUAUCUGUGGAUACGUUCUUCUUCAUGUCAGGCUUAUUAUCUACUUAUCUCACCAUUCCAAAACUUCGACGAAUACCCAGUUGGAAACAUUGGAUAAAAUUUUGGUGUGAUUUCGUAUUUCAUCGUAUUUUACGUUUAACUCCAGCUUAUCUUUUAGUUUUGAUAUUGUACACUGGAUUAUUUAUUCAUGCUUAUGUUGGUCCAAUGUAUCCACAAACUCCCAAUUUGAUGGAUGUUAAAUUUUGUCGUGAUCAUUGGUGGGUAACAUAUUUGAAUAAUUUUAUAUAUUCGGAUGAAUUAUGCAUGGGAUGGUCAUGGUAUUUAUCCAAUGAAAUUCAGUUUUCAAUUGUAUUAUCUCCAAUAUUCUUAUCUUUAAUAGCAUGGAAUGAUACCAUUGGUGUAUUGUUUGGUAUUGGACUUGUAAUUUCCAGUAUCGGAUCUACAUUUGGCAUAUCUUAUGCGAAUGAUUAUUUACCUGGUUCACUAUCUCUUUCAUCAUUCACAACUAUUUACCUCAAACCGUAUACACGUUGGAGUACUUAUGCUAUUGGUCUUUUAUUGGGCUGGUUCCUCGAAAGACACAUCAAUAUUUUGAAGAAUGUGAAUUCUAAAACGAAGGUUUUGAUUGGUUUGAUUGGUGUAUGCCUGUCAUCGAUAUUCUGUGUAUCUACUGUAUACGGAUUGUAUGGAUUACUAAGUGGGAAGGUUGAACCAUUUACAACGUUUGGAGCUGCAACCUAUACAGCAUUUCAUCGACCUAUUUUUAUUCUCGGUAUUGCAAUCGUUGUAUCGAUAUGUGCUCUUGGUUGUGGUGGUCCGAUUCAAUGGAUACUCACAUUGUCUGUAUUCCGUGUUCCUUCACGGUUGACAUAUACAGCUUAUCUUGUACAUCCGAUAGUGAUUCUAUUCAUCGCUUUAGGAAGUCAAAACCCAAUAUUGCUGGAUGAUCUGCAUUUGAUAGUUACGUUCUGUGCAGUUCUACCAAUUACCUAUUUCUUGGCAUACUUGGUCACACUAGCAACUGAGUCACCAGUAAUAGCUAUGACACAUGGUUUUGGACGUGAAAAGUCUUCAUCAUCAGAAAUCCACGUAUAUAUAUACAUCUUGAUGGUUUUAUCAGGAUUUUCUCGAACUUUCUCAGAUAUCAGUUGUGGAGAUGGCAGCCUCAGUAGAUCUCUUCAGGAUAGCAAUCAAAACUGUAGCGUGAACAGAGCUUUUGGAAUUUCGAGAGGCAAAUCUAAUUCUAAAACUCCGACGAGAACUCCAUCUCGUGGUGGCCUGGUCUCAGAUGAUCCAAGCAACUCUUUUAAAAGGACACCUAACUCUUCCAUUAAAAAAAUACCAACGGUACACGAAUGUGAUGGUGACAGAUUUAUUCCUAAUAGGUCAUCAACAAACAUGUGCCGAGCGCGGCAUGUAAUUCGAAAAUGCAACGAAGAUCCAUCAAAUGAAGAGGCUGUUGAUUAUCAACAAGCUGUAGCAGAUAGUUUAAAUACUAAUGACUGUCCUGGAAGUCGAAUUCUCCGCUAUAACGCUGCCAUUCGAGAUAGUGGUAAUGUACACUGCCCCACAAAUAGCUCAGUAUCGACUGUAAAGGGACUCUAUAAGCGCGCUAUACCCCAGAUGCCAGAGAAAGUUCUUGAUGCUCCGGACAUUAUUGAUGAUUUUUAUCUUAAUAUUUUGGACUGGUCUGUGGACAAUAUUUUGGCUGUCGCGUUAAAUCAAGAAGUUUAUCUUUGGAACUCAUCUUCAGGAGAUAUCACUUGUCUUAUGUCCUGUGGUUUUGAGGAUGAAUAUGUUUCGAGUUUGGAAUGGUCUCCUGAUUCUCCCAAUAUCAUUGCCAUUGGACUUAGCGCUGGUCGUGUUCAACUUUGGGAUGUUUCCAGCCAGUCACUAGUACGUACGAUGCGACUUGGAGGUGUCAGCUCUGCCGGCCGCGUACCAGCCGUCACUUGGCGUGAAUAUUUAGUUUCCAGUGCAUCUAAAUCAGGACAUAUUAGACAUCACGAUACGCGGAUCGCUCAUCAUGAAGUUGGAGUUAGUGAUUUUCAUACCCAGGAAGUUUGUGGAUUGAGUUGGUCGCCAGAUAAACGUUUCCUUGCAUCAGGAGCAAAUGACAACUUUGUUUGUGUUUGGCCUUUUAGUGAUCUCUCAAAGCCUGAACAUGUGCUUAGAGAUCACCAGGCUGCAGUUAAGGCAUUAUCAUGGUGCCCUUGGAAACCAAAUCUUCUAUGCACAGGUGGAGGAACAUCAGAUCAUACUCUACGCUUUUGGAAUGCAACAACUGGAGCUUGUGUUAAAUCAGUUGAUGUAGUGGCUCAGAUUUCUGGUAUUAUAUGGAAUACAGAAUAUCGUGAGAUUUUAACUAGUCAUGGAGAUCCUCUUAAACAACUGGUUAUAUGGAAAUAUCCAGAAAUCACCAAAGUUACCCACUUAGAACAUCAAGGUCGUGUAUUGUGUAUUGCAUCGUCUCCAAAUGAAGAAAUGGUUGUUAGCUGUGCAUCUGAUGAAACUUUGCGUAUUUGGCAUUGUUUUCAAGUUGAUCAAAAUAAGAAACGUAUUCAUGAAAAAAGUCUACGGCCUUCUGUUUAUGCACGUGGGAUACGGUAA
Schistosoma rodhaini is the source of this 3813-nucleotide messenger RNA. NCBI's taxonomy places the organism in Eukaryota, Metazoa, Platyhelminthes, Trematoda, Strigeidida, Schistosomatidae. The record is from the annotation of a GenBank genome assembly.